Sipha flava (yellow sugarcane aphid) is the source of this 1065-nucleotide messenger RNA. Its product is annotated as UBX domain-containing protein 6-like. The coding region runs from base 1 to 1065 and encodes 354 amino acids. Gene Ontology annotation, molecular function: protein binding. The transcript is spliced from 6 exons. Gene Ontology annotation, cellular component: cytoplasm. The record is from RefSeq and is a predicted model, not a curated record. NCBI's taxonomy places the organism in Eukaryota, Metazoa, Arthropoda, Insecta, Hemiptera, Aphididae.
AUGGGAAAUGAUCGGCUGAGUAAUUUAUUGGUUAUAGGUAUUGAAAGAGAUAUUGCUGCAAAAAUCAAUUUAGAUGAUGCAAUAGAUGUUUUGGGAAAAAUGAAUGCUAAGAAAAUAAAUAUGAAACAUGACAAAGGUACAUUCUCUCAUUCAGAUAACAAACGUUUUAGAGCUGCAGUUUCUGGACCAUUCAAAACCAGUGGUUUAGACAUUUUGCCACAAGAAGAAUGGCCAGCCAAAAUAGAAAAAUUUAUUGAAGAAGAAAUGAAAGAUGAUCCACGUCUACAGUCAAUUCUACUAAUUAAAAACUGCAAUCCUAAUCAAUCCAAGGUGAAGAUUUGUAUUGAGUUGUUAAUUUUCUACAUAGAAAAUAUUAUUAAGUACCAAGAUGUAGAAAUGUAUCGAGAGAUUAGAUUAUCAAGUCAAAUAGUUAAGGAAAAUGUAUUACCAAUAAAGGGAGCAAUUGAAUUCUUAGAAUCUAUUGGUUUCACAAAAAAAAAAUUGUUAAUGGAAGAUCAUGAAGAAGAAUUCUUAGUUUUAGAAGACAGUAUGGAUGAUCUAGCCUUAUUGGAGAAUAGUAUUAAUGAUUUGAAAUCUGUAAAACGUAUAGAAUUAGUUCUAGAUAGAAACGUUCAAGUUCUAUUGCCAUCUAAUGCUGAAAUAAAAAUGGACCACCAAAAAGGGGCUGAAGAACUGGAAAAUCAAAUAGUCCUCAAAAUUCAAAAUAUGGAAAUUGAAAAACAGAAUAGUUCUAAUACAAACUAUAAAUAUUGUUUGAUUCGAAUUAAGUUUCCAGAUUAUUUGAUUUUACAAGGAAUAUUUGAUGUCAAUGAACGUUUGUCUAAUUUAUUGGAUUUUAUCAAAGAAAGUUUAUUUAAUGAAAAUCUGCCAUUCAAGUUGAAACUUGUGGAUGGACGUACAAUUGGAUACGCGGAUAAGAAUAUGACCUUAAGUGAAUUAAACUUAGUACCAACUGCGUUUUUACUAUUUAUUAUUGAUCCACUAUAUACUAAAAAAAAUCAGAAAUAUCCUUAUUUGAAAACUGAACUUUUAUUAUUGGUGUAG